AUGAUGCUGUUUUUGGACUUGAUUGAUGGAUUCGGCUCUAACCAUCAGAUCAUCGUUGCCGUGAGCUUCGUGCUAUUGCUGUUUUACCUGCAUCACACCUUGACCCAAACCGACAUACCAAGGAUAGCAGGUAUCAAAGAGAUACCAGGAGCUCUUCCAAUCACUGGUCAUUUGCUUGCACUCGGCGAUGACCAUGCUACAGUAUGUGAGAAAUGGUGGAGAGAUUACAAACAGUCCAUCUUCCAGAUCCGACUCGGCAACACACGAGCUGUAGUCGUCAACAGCUUUGAUGAUUGCAGGAAAAUGCUUGUGGGCCAUCAGUCAGCAGUGAUAGAUCGCCCAAAGCUAUACACCUUCCAUGGCAUCAUUUCUUCAACGCAAGGCUUCACGAUUGGGUCGUCACCGUGGGACGAGAGCUGCAAGAACAAGCGUAAAGCUGCUGGCCAGACUCUGGGACGUCCAGCGAUGAAGACCUACCAGCCGAUGUUCGACCUCGAGACAUAUUGCAUGAUCCGUGAUCUUGCCCACGAUAGUCGUGGAGACGGGACUCAUCUCAACAUCAGACCUUAUUUGCAGAGGUAUGCCCUAAACACAACCUUGACCUUAUGCUAUGGCAUCAGAAUGGAUAGUAUGUGGGAUGACAUGUUGCGAGAGGUUUUGGAGGUAGGAAGUGCUAUCAGUCUAUUACGAAGUGCAUCAGAGAACUAUCAAGACUACGUGCCGAUCUUGAGGUACUUACCCAACAACGAGAAGAAUCAAAAGAGCAAGAGUCUGCGUGGCCGCAGAGACAAGUAUCUCAAUGAAUUGCUAGACAAGAUUCGAGAGAUGAUUGAGCACGGCACUGAUAAGUCAUGCGUUUCUGCAUCGAUCUUGAAAGACGAAGAGACGAAGCUCACCGGCGUAGAAGUAUCGUCCAUAUGCCUGAGUCUGGUCUCUAGAGGCUUUGAGACGAUACCGGACAUUAACCGACACUAUCCCAACAUCGAGGUUGCCUGGAAGGAGUCUCUCGAAGUCGAGACUGUGCCAUACGUCAAUGCGAUCGUGAAGGAAGCUGCGCGAUACUACACCGUCUCGGCCAUGAGUCUGCCCAGAAAAGCGUAUACAGACAUCGACUGGGAUGGUGCCAUCAUCCCCAAGGGUACGAUGGUUCUCAUCAACGCACAAGCCGGCAACCAUGUCAUGGAUCACUUUGGCCCGGAUGCAGAUGCUUUCAAACCAGAAAGGUGGCUCAAGACUGUGGUCCCAGGGGAAGAGAUCGCUGCGAGCGGCCUCCAGCAUCUUUCCUUUGGUGCGGGUUCGAGGGCAUGUUCCGGUCAAUACAUUGCCAGCCGGCUAUUGUACACUGCUUUAGUUCGCUUGAUCUCGAGCUUCAAGAUUGUAGCCAGCGAGAAGGAGCCCCCGAACACGGACUAUGUAAAUUACGAUGCUAUCAAGUCGGCGCUCGUGGCCAUCCCGCGAGACUUCAAGGUCAAACUGGUGCCUCGUGAGCCCGUAGAUCUUGAUCGGUGCCUGCAGCUGGCGGGGGCAAGGACGAAGGAGGCGUAUGCGUGA
Molecule: messenger RNA, 1551 nt
Organism: Fulvia fulva
Lineage: Eukaryota; Fungi; Ascomycota; Dothideomycetes; Mycosphaerellales; Mycosphaerellaceae
Product: Phenylacetate 2-hydroxylase
Exons: 4
Coding region: 1-1551 (516 amino acids)
Molecular function (GO): oxidoreductase activity, acting on paired donors, with incorporation or reduction of molecular oxygen; monooxygenase activity; heme binding
Source: RefSeq, a predicted model, not a curated record